AGCUCCACUUGGCCAUGUUUGGAUACAAUUUUGCCAUAUGAUUUAAUAUAUAAAUGAUGUGAAGGUUAUUUAGUGGACCAGGCUUUUCCAAGUAAGAGUCAUCAUAUCCUGAUGGACAUCUCUGGAUCCCUGUCAUCAUGAUAAAACGCAGCAGGACUCUCACUUUGAGGCAGUCUCAAAAAUCCAGAUGGUUCAGUGAAAGGAGAGCCUUGAUGAUGGCGGGGCAUGUUGGAGCCAAACAUCGAAGACAAACAGCUCGGGGAGCUGGUUACCUGUUCCAAGCUCACCCUUCCUCCUGCCUCUCCAUUGCUGAGGAGGUGUUCCUAGAAGCUGCAGAGUACGGCAACAUCCCCGAAGUGAGGCGGAUGCUGGAGGAGCUUCCACACCUCAAUAUCAACUGCGUCAACUACAUGGGGCAGAAUGCACUGCAGCUGGCAGUCGCGAGUGAGCACUUAGAAGUGGUCAAGCUUUUGCUUAAGAGGAAAGAACUUGCAAAACUGGGGGAUGCUUUGCUGUUAGCCAUCAGUAAAGGGUACAUCCGCAUAGUGGAAGCCAUUUUAAGCCACGAGGCGUUUGCAGAUGGUCAGAGGUUGACGAAGAACCCCAGGCAUGACAAGACACGGGACGACUUUUUCUCCUACGAUGAGGACGGCACGCGUUUCUCUCAUGACAUAACUCCUAUUAUCCUGGCUUCUCAGUGUCACGAGUACGAGAUAGUACACAUGCUACUAUUAAGGGGGGCCCAUAUAGAACGUCCCCAUGACUACUUCUGUCAAUGCAGGGCCUGUAUUGAGCAGCAGAGGCUUGACACCUUCUGCCACUCUCAGUCUCGUAUCAGUGCUUACAAAGGCCUCGCAAGCCCAGCGUAUCUUUGCCUUUCGAGUCAGGAUCCUGUGAUGGCAGCUUUGGAGCUGAGCAAUGAGCUCGCACUUCUGGCCAACACUGAGAAAGAGUUCAAGAAUGACUACAAGAAAUUGUCCAUGCAGUGCAAGGACUUUGUGGUGGGACUCUUGGAUUUGUGUCGGAACACAGAGGAAGUGGAGGCGGUUCUAAAUGGUGACAUGGAAUCCAUUGCUAACACAGCGACCUCUGCCAAACCGAACCUGAUCAGGUUAAAGCUGGCAAUAAAAUAUGAAGUUAAAAAGUUUGUGGCCCAUCCAAACUGCCAGCAGCAUCUCCAAUCAAUCUGGUAUGAGAACCUGACUGGACUGCAUCAGCAAACAGUUGCAGUUAAAGUUCUUUUUGUCUUCGGUGUAGCUAUUGGGUUACCUGUCCUAGCUUUUAUUUACUGGAUAGCACCAUCAAGUAAGUUGGGGAAACUCAUGCGUGGACCCUUCCUGAAGUUUGUGGCUCAUGCAGCUUCCUUCAUCAUAUUCCUCUGUCUGCUGGUUCUAAACGCAGCGGACCGCUUCGCAGGAACAUCACUGCUCCCGAACAUGACCACCCACGAUUACCCUUCACAGGUUUUCCGGAUGAAGACCACCAGUUUUACCUGGAUGGAGAUUCUUAUCAUUUUCUGGGUUAUAGGCAAGAUAUGGGAAGAAUGUAAAGAUAUUUGGUCACAAGACAUCCACGAGUACAUCUUAGAACCAUGGAACCUUCUCGAUUUUAGUAUUUUGGCCAUUUUUAUGACCUCUUUCAUCGCAAGAUUAAUGGCUUUCUGGCAUGCACAUUCUGCACAGUGCUACAUUGACAAGCAUCCAUUCAACAUGACCUUGCCUUCUGAGGUGCAAUAUUUUCAGCUGGCAAGAAUUCACUGGAUGCCCUCAGACCCUCAGCUUAUCUCCGAAGGUCUCUAUGCGAUUGCCAUCGUUCUGAGUUUUUCCCGCAUUGCGUACAUCCUGCCUGCCAACGAGAGGUUUGGGCCGUUGCAGAUCUCUCUGGGAAGAACGAUGAAAGACAUUUUUCAGUUCAUGGUGAUUUUCAUGACGGUGUUUGUCGCUUUCAUGGUGGGAAUGUUCGAUCUAUACUCAUACUACCUUGGAGCCAAACACAACGUUGCCUUUACAACGGUUGAAGAAAGUUUUAAAACAUUAUUCUGGGCCAUCUUCGGACUGUCAGAAGUAAAAUCUGUGGUAUUAAACAUCAACCAUAAGUUUAUUGAGAACAUAGGCUAUGUUCUGUAUGGCGUGUACAACAUCAUCAUGGUGAUUGUUCUGCUGAACAUGCUCAUAGCCAUGUUCAACAGCUCCUUCCAGGAAAUCGAGGAUGAUGCUGACGUGGAGUGGAAAUUUGCCCGAGCCAAACUCUGGUUUUCCUACUUUGAGCAUGGCAGCACUCUGCCUGUACCCUUCAACCUCAUUCCCAGCCCCAAGUCUGUGAUGUCCUUCCUACUCGGGAUAAAGACAUUGAUCGGAUCUUCAAGAAAAAGCAAAGAGAAUUCAAACAAUGACAUGGAUCUAAAAAAUUUAAGGGAACACGGAGGACUGAAGGAGGACUCAUCUGUUCAACCUACGCGUCAUCAAAAAGUAAUGAACUGCCUCAUCAAACGAUACAUAUUUAAAGCACAGAGAGAUAAAGAUAACGACGAAGUGAAUGAAGGUGAGCUGAGAGAGAUCAAACAGGACAUCUCGAGCCUUCGUUACGAGCUGCUGGAAAGAGGGAACCAUGAUUUAAACACACUGGCCGAUCUUGUCAGGCAGCUGGGAGAGGUUGUGCAGAAAGAAGAGCAGAGAGGGGUUGUCAUUUCUUAAAAACAUGUAUAUAAUAGAAACAAAUAAGUUGUACAUAACACAUUCUCAUAUAUUUGUUGCACGGGUACGUUUUUAAAACUACAGUGUUAGUUCUGUUUUCUAAAGAAGCCUAUGAAUUACUGUUUGGCUUAAAUAUGACCAUUUUAUUAGGAAACUUAAUCUUCUUCAGCUGUAUCUGUUCAGUUCACCACAUGGUGGCACUAAGGUAGUGUAUUUUUCCCUUUGUUGGUUCUGGGUGUGUGGCUGUUAAAUAAUUAAUUUACAGAUGCAAUUUUGUGUUCCAUUUUUGAUAAAGUCUUGUAGGCAAGUGAAGUGUUCAUGUAAAACAAGGAGAUUAGUUUGAUUGUGUCUGUUUGGGCUGCAAUUCAUGCAAUCCAGAAGUAAGAACAAAGCUUUUUGGUCAUAAUUGCUAACUAUAAAGUUAAUGAGCUUUGGCUUAAUGUUUAGAGGAGUCAUUACACUUUAAAAUUGUACUGCAAUAAAGUGAAGGUUUACCUGAGCAUGCUGUUUAAUGGAUGUCAUAAUUAUCAACGUUAGUUACCUUCGCUUCAUUGAAUAAAGAUGGGUUAUGUUUUCUUUUUAACUAUUGAAACAGAUCCUGUUUUCCAAUAACU
Molecule: messenger RNA, 3307 nt
Organism: Poeciliopsis prolifica (blackstripe livebearer)
Lineage: Eukaryota; Metazoa; Chordata; Actinopteri; Cyprinodontiformes; Poeciliidae
Gene: trpc6b
Product: transient receptor potential cation channel, subfamily C, member 6b
Exons: 13
Coding region: 138-2693 (851 amino acids)
Biological process (GO): calcium ion transmembrane transport; regulation of cytosolic calcium ion concentration; manganese ion transport
Cellular component (GO): membrane; cation channel complex
Molecular function (GO): protein binding; store-operated calcium channel activity; inositol 1,4,5 trisphosphate binding
Source: RefSeq, a predicted model, not a curated record